AUGGCUCGGCUGGUUUCCUGGAUUCUCUUAGUUUCGCUUCUAACUCCUGGCGCCGCAGUGGGCGGCUUGGGCGCGGCCCAGGAAGCGACUGCUGAGAUCCAAAAUCUCAUAGAGCCGCUUCGGGCGUCGGCUCUCGCCAAGGCCCAAAAACGCGGCUACUCCGGGGCAGACUUCGAAAUAUGGAAAGCGGUUUCCUUCAAGACACAGGUCGUUGCUGGCCGAACUUACUUUGUCAAGGUGCAGGUCGGCAGCGAUAGCUUCGUCCACCUGCGCAUCUUCGAGCCUUUGCCGCACACGAAGAUGAAGCCCGAGGUGGUCGCCAUGGAGCUCGGACACUCGGAAGACAGCGAGUUGAGCAGCUUCUUCAAUCAAAUUGAGCUUUGA
Messenger RNA from Symbiodinium sp. CCMP2592, 384 nucleotides. Lineage: Eukaryota; Dinophyceae; Suessiales; Symbiodiniaceae. The record is from the annotation of a GenBank genome assembly.